Phoenix dactylifera (date palm) is the source of this 6468-nucleotide messenger RNA. RefSeq names its product E3 ubiquitin-protein ligase ORTHRUS 2-like. Gene Ontology annotation, molecular function: ubiquitin protein ligase activity. The record is from RefSeq and is a predicted model, not a curated record. Gene Ontology annotation, biological process: protein ubiquitination; negative regulation of gene expression via chromosomal CpG island methylation. Lineage: Eukaryota; Viridiplantae; Streptophyta; Magnoliopsida; Arecales; Arecaceae.
GUCUCUUCGGCUUCCCUUCAGGUUUCAGACGGAGAGACGGAGAAAAUAUUUCAAACCGUCUUCUCCGUUUCCUUCCGGCAUCCCGCCGCUCUUCGUCCUCUGUAAACCCUAACCCUCUCUUCCAUUCUCUCGAAGCGUCUCCAAUGGCGAUCGACCUCCCCUGCGACGGUGACGGCGUCUGCAUGGUUUGCAAGGCGGCGCCGCCGGAGGCGGAGGUGGUGGAGUGCCGCACCUGCGCCACCCCCUGGCACGUCCAGUGCCUCUCCGCCCCGCCGGAAUCCAUGGCCUCCCUUAUCGACUGGCAGUGCCCUGACUGCUCUCCUCCCCCGGAGGGCCUCCACACCGCCGGCGCCGGCGGUGCCUCGUUGUCCUCCGCUGCUGCACCGGCGGGGGAGAACGCGGGAUUGAUCGCGGCCAUCCGGGCGAUCGAGGAGGACUCCUCGCUGACGGAGCGGGAGAAGGCGAGGAAGCGCCAGGAGCUCAUCGGCGGCACCGCUACCGCCUCCGCCACGGCGGACGAAGAGGACGUGAAAGGGAAGAAGGUUGCGAUCGGGGAUAACGAUGUUCUUGCCCUCCUGGACGAUAAGUUCAAGUGCGUUUUCUGCAUGCAACUCCCGGAGAGGCCUGUCUCUACACCAUGUGGACAUAAUUUCUGCUUAAAAUGCUUCCAAAAGUGGGUCACUCAAGGGAAGAGCACAUGUGCAAAAUGUCGGACUUCUAUCCCACUGAAAAUGGCCGCUCAGCCCAGAAUCAACUUGGUGCUUGUUGCAGCUAUCCGUAUGGCAAAGAUUGCAAAGAGAAUCACAUCUGAUGUUCCACAACAUGUCUAUCAUUUCCUGCACAAUGAGAACAGACCUGAUAAGGCAUUUACAACUGAGAGGGCCAAGAAGCGUGGGAAAGCAAAUGCUUGCAGUGGCCAAAUCUUUGUUACAGUUCCUUCUGAUCAUUUUGGUCCAAUACUUGCAGAGCAUGACCCAAAGAGGAAUCAAGGUGUGUUGGUGGGAGAAACUUGGGAAGACAGGAUGGAAUGCAGGCAGUGGGGUGCACAUUUUCCCCACGUUGCCGGGAUUGCUGGGCAAUCUGAGUAUGGGGCUCAGUCAGUUGCACUCUCAGGAGGAUAUAAAGAUGAUGAAGAUCAUGGAGACUGGUUUCUCUACACUGGCAGUGGUGGACGUGAUUUAAGUGGAAACAAGCGCACAAACAAGGAGCAGGCAUUUGACCAGGAAUUUGAUAAGCUUAAUCAGGCUCUACGGGUUAGUUGCUUGAAAGGCUAUCCUGUCCGAGUGGUGAGGUCUUGCAAAGAGAAGCGGUCUUCGUAUGCUCCUGAAUCUGGUGUGCGCUAUGAUGGAAUAUACAGGAUUGAAAAAUGCUGGAAGAAAAUUGGAAAUCAAGGUACUUAUAUGGUCUGCCGAUACCUGUUUGUGCGAUGUGAUAAUGAACCAGCUCCAUGGACCAGUGACGAGCAUGGUGAUCGCCCAAGACCCUUGCCUGUCAUUAGAGAAUUGAAGAAUGCAACUGAUAUUUCUGAAAGGACGGAAAGCCCAGCAUGGGAUUAUGUUGAAGAAUUUGGGUGGAAGUGGAUGAAGCCUCCACCAAUAAGUAAGAAGCCUGUGACAGCUGUAAAUCCUGAAGAGAGCAAAAGAGUGAAGCGAGCCAUAAGGCAUGCCCAGAGUAUAUCUGUGAGGGAGAAACUCUUGAAAGAAUUCAGCUGCUUGAUUUGUCGGAAUGUGAUGGUUUUACCACUCACAACUCCCUGCGGUCAUAACUUUUGCAAGCAGUGUUUGCUUGGGUCAUAUGCUGAUCAGUCUUUUGUGAAGGAGAGGACAUGCGGUGGUCGGACCCUUCGAGCUAAGAAAAUUGUUAAAACUUGCCCUAAUUGCCCAACUGAUAUAGCCGAUUUCUUGCAGAAUCCCCAGAUCAACAGAGAGUUGAUGGACCUGAUAGUAUCAUUGCAGCACAAGUCUGACAAGGAUACUGCAGAGCAACAAAAUGGGCCCGAUGCUGUUCUGAUCGAAGAAUGUAUCGAAGAUGUAGGGGAGGAAGCUCUUGAGUUAGCAUAUGCGAAUGGGGAUGUGAAUCUUGCAAAAGAGCAAUUGGUUGAGGAAGGAAUGCCGUCUGGCGCUAACCCACUGUUGUCCUCCAAGCGGAAGAAAACUGCUGUUCCCAGAACUGGUAGUAAAAGGACCAGAAAAAGCGAACAAGUAAAUGAUGAUGCAGGUCACAAAAAAUUAUUAAAUGGGAAGAUAUCUGAUGCUGCGGACAAGAAACCAGUUAAUGAAAACAAACAACCUGCUUCUGGCGCGGCAAGCAAAGUGUUCUGAAGAAAACUAGGAAGACUAGAAAGUCUAAUAAGGCUGAGGCUCCAUCGAAUCCUCUCAAGGCCCAAGAUGAUGAUGAUGCCUUCCAGUGCAUGGUGAUGUUUUGCAAUUUAUCAGGUUGUGUUUCUAAAGUAUUCAUCCUUUUGUCUGCUUUUAUUGCUGGAAAAUUGAAAUGCAGCAGUAGGCUGUUGGGUUCUGAACGGCUCCUUUUUGGUUCCUGAUGUUAUUACUGUCAACAUUGUUUUUCUUUAAAUGUUUUUUUAUCAGCUAUUUUAGAUUCCAAGAUUAAUACCGGUAACAAUAUUCUCCUUUUUGUUUGUGUUUUAAUAGCUCUGUUUUAAGUCUUUUACAUUUCUAUGUUCUUAUUGUGCGAAUGUGAUGUGCUUCGUUCCAAGCCAAUUUACAGCAGUUUUGAGAAGGUCAUUAUGUCCAAGAAUUACUGCAUGGAACUUUCUAUGCUUCUGGGGCUAUGGUGUGCUCUGCUCUAUGCCGUGCGUUCUCAGUCAAGUGGUAGCAGGAAGCUGACUUGUGAUAUGACAUCAAGUUUUGUUUGUCUGGAAUUUUGAUUCUCGUCCUGCUAUCUGUUUUUGACAAAUAAAUCUUGCUCGUUUCUAGUAGUUAUAUCAGAUCAGAUAGCCUUGCCUUUAUUUAUUUAUUUAUUUUUGAUUGAAAGUAUUGUCUGUUUUUAUGACCAAUAACUUUAGGGGGGUGUUUGUUAUGAGAUGAUGACCUCAAGAACGAUUGUGAUGUGGGUGGAGGUGACAAGGUUACUGUGCUUGGUUGCAUGUUGAGCUAAACUUUGGAGAUAGAAAUGCCUUUUGUUCGCAUGGAAAAAAAUGGCCUAACUUUCCUCCGGGUUUUGAGAAAAACGUUCUCUUUUCUUCAUAAUUGCAGCUCUUUCGGGUUUGCACGAGUAUAAAAUAUAUCUAUAGGAGUUCCUUGUAAUAGAAAUUUGGGUUAUUGUUUUUAGAAUUCAGUAACUUCAAGUUUUUCCCUGCUUCCAAGUCAAAGUUUGUAGUUUUAGGGAUUUUCUGUGUUUCCAGUUAAUUAUUAUUUCUUUAUCGUCACAACUCCUUCAACUUGCACAUGGGUUUUAGUGUGAGUUAUUUUUCUUUUGGUCUAUUACAGAGUGGAUCCACUCAAUUUUUUUUAUGGGAAAGUUUGGUAGUUCCCUAGAUAUUUUGACAGAUUUUUAUUAUUAUUUUAAUUUUUGGUCUCGUUGAAUUGGUUUGGAAUGAUAUGUUUUGAUAAUUUCAUUUAUAUUGAUGUGUAUUUUUCUAUGAUUUAUUUAAAAAUUCUGUUUAGUAGAUGCAUAAUAUAUGAAAUAUAUUAAGAAUAGUUUUGGUAUUAUAUAAUAAGUAAUUUUGGAUUUAUGUAGCAUACCAAAUAAGCUAAUCGCGAACCCUAGAGAUCUUUAAUAGCAUAUCAAAUGUUGGGAUCUUAAAUCGUCAAGGAUUAGAUUACUUCGGAAUUACGAUGACUAAUAAUCUAAGAUCACCAUGGGGACCAUAUUUGAAUCAACCAAAUGCCACCUCAACCUUUUUGCAUUGGUUACAUAAGAUAGCAAUGAUUCAAGUUAGAUUGUGCAGGAACCUUUAAUGCUUGUAAAAUCUUGUUAGCUUAGUUAUCAUGUAGUAAUGUAGGUUCCGAGAAUUUAUCCUGACUUGUGCUGCUAGUGUCAGAUUUGCUGCAGCUAUUGUCAGCUAGGAUUGUUUUUCUGUUUUUUAAAUUUGAUUAGGUUGCUUCAUCAAGAUUAUUUUAUCUAUUUGUUCUCACAAAUGAUCAAAUAAACAAUCUAUUUGCAACCUUUAUUAUUUAUCAUAUUAUAAAAAAAUAUUAUUUAUCAAGAUUUGUUGUUUCGGUGCUAGACCCAUACCGGUGCUCCAUUUGCACAUUAUCGGUACAGUAUGAAAUUUUAUUGACAUACCGAUUAUCAGUACGCCACUCAUACCUAAUACUGGUACCGAACUAGUACAGUAUGAUAUGUUCUAUUAUUUUGAAUCCAUGAGAGAGUGAGAGAGAGUGAGUGAGAGAGAGAGAGAGAGAGAGCACCUAUGACUAUAAGCAUUAAUUGAAUCCAUAUCUUUAUUUAUCUUUUGACAUAAUGUGCUUUGGAAUUUUUGAAAACAUGAUGAGAACUUAUGAAAUGCAGAUAAUGGUUUCAACCUAGUCGAGCUGCCAAAUACUAUCAACGCUUCAUCAAGAUGGUGAAGUUGUAUAUCUAAGAAAUGUGAAAAGAGAAGCAAAAUGAGCAACCUCUGCUGAGGUUCGAGUGCUUUGGUAGUGACAUUUCCCAAAUAUUAUGUGGUUCUGCUACAGGCUGUUGGUUCCACAUCUGGUCGAUUACAAGGAGGCCCCAAACGAGAGGAAGAAGACACACAUUGCUACAAUAUGUGGGUUGGAAAAAACUCUUUAGCACUUCUCACCCGCAGUAUGCCUGAGAUUUACAUGCUUUCUUGUGUUAACCAAUAGGUAUGUUUGUAGAAGAUUUGAGAAUCCAAGAUCCAGAUAUGUUUGGGAGCAAAGGUUGCAAGGGGAUGGAUGAUGGAUGCUUUUACACGACAAGGUAUGUUCAGAGGAGCAUGCGCUCUACCAUUUCCAUUGUUGGACAAUUUGUUACUAGUCUGGAUGGCUUAAACCUUUUGGUUUGGUUCGCAAAAAAAAAAGAAAAAAAAAAAAAGAAAAAAAGAAAGAAAGAAAGAAAAGUGAGAUAUAUGGAAAAAUAAAAAGAUGCUUCAUAUUUGAUUGGAGUUUUUAAAUAAGAGAGAUACAAAAGUGACUUUCUCCAUAGGAAUAAGAUCCAUAUAUUUUACGAAAAAGAAAAACUCGUAUAAAAUAUGAAAAAGUUUAAUUUUCAUCAGAUAGUAAUUGAGAUUGUUUUUUCAGAAAUAUUUUUAAGUUUUCAGAUAGAAUAGGAUCUUUUCUUUAUUAACGAUAUAAUAGAUAUUUUAGAUAACUUUUUCAGAAAAGUAGAUACUUAACUAAAAUAUGCCACUUUUUCAUGACCAAGAAAAUAUAUAAAAAUUAUUUUUCCAUGCAUGAUAUAUUCAUGUAUUAGUUUUUUUUACAAAAUAUUUUAAUGAAAAAAGAACGUUGUUGUUUCAAUUAAAACAAAAAAAACUUCCAACGUAUUCCGAGAGAUAUAUUAGAAAGAACAAAAGCUCGGAGGUCUGUAUUCCGAGAGCAAUCGACUUCUAAUGUAUUCUUUUUCGCAAUUCGCAUGAGUCCACGUAUUCAUAUUUUUCCAAUGGGGCAUGACCUGUCGACAUCCACCUAUUGCUGUCCCCCAAAAAUUCCAACGUGCUCGUAGCUGCGGAAGCGAGCUAAAGGUGACAACCUAGGGGCCUCAAAUACACUGAACCUUUCAUAGGUGGAGAACCGGACUUUGGAGGGGAGAAGGCAUAAAGAGAACGGUGCAUCCUACUUUAUCAAACAUGUUAUGUCUUUGUGGGCAGUGAAUUAGAAGCAUAGACUUAUCCCCUUUAUAAUCUUUUCCCUUUAAGUUUUUAGGAGGAGAGGACCUCCUAGGCCUUAUAGAGUACCUAGUGAUGUGAUGUAAAAAGGGGAUCAGAGAUGCUUAGAGGUGGCAAAAGAGUACAUAAUCACAAAAAUAAAUUACUAUAUAUAUUUAAAUUAGAGCCAACCGUAGAUUAGAAUUGAGAAAAAAAAAACAAAAGCCACCUCUAAACAAUCCAAAACCUGAAGCACCACCAAAAAUGAAUAUAGUUUAAACUCGUCGCAUUCAUGAUGAGCUCUAGUUUGGUUCUUCUUUAAUUGUUCACUCAACAUGCCUAUGGAUGCGAUUUUCAAUUACGUACAGUCGGUGAUUGUAUAUAUUUUGGCCUUUUCAACUAUUUAAUUAUUUAUGCUGUGCUGCAGCUUGUUUUGUUAGAUGGUAGAAAUUUUUUGAAUCACCUAUAUAUUUCGUGAAAUGGAUAGGAUUUGAUCUUUUACAAUGUCUUCAGCAUUAAAACUAUUAGUUGCUUAUGUUCAUCGCUAGUUAGCUUAAGGUCUUGGCAUGGUGAGGGAUGAUGUUUUUCAAUGUAAGUCCAGCGCUUGAUGAUCAUUCAACUCCAUUGAAAUUUAGUAAUCGUAAAGAGAAAAAGAUAUAAUUUUAGUGCCAAAUAAAAUUGAAGAGGUGGAGGGAGCA